CAUGCUUUCAUUUCAUCCAAUAUUCAAUAUCCAAAUGAGUUUCUUAUCAAUCCUCACAAUCACACUAUGCUCCCUUCUCUUCCUCCUCACUCCCUCACAAGCAGCCAAUUUUGAGAUAGUCAACAAUUGCCCUUACACCGUUUGGGCAGCUGCUAGUCCGGGCGGUGGUCGUCGCCUUGACCGCGGUCAAACAUGGAAUCUUUGGGUUAACGCUGGCACUUCAAUGGCUCGUAUUUGGGGUCGUACUGGUUGCAAUUUCGAUGGCAGCGGUCGUGGCCGCUGCCAAACAGGUGAUUGCACUGGUGGACUUCAAUGCACUGGUUGGGGUGUCCCACCAAACACAUUGGCCGAAUUUGCAUUAAAUCAAUAUGGUAAUCUAGAUUUCUACGACAUUUCACUCGUUGAUGGUUUCAACAUCCCAAUGGAUUUCUUCCCUAUUAACGGUGGAUGUCACAAAAUCAGUUGCACAGCCGAUAUUAACGGACAAUGCCCUAACGAAUUGAGGGCUCAAGGUGGUUGUAACAACCCUUGUACCGUUUAUAAAACAAAUGAAUAUUGUUGCACUAAUGGGCAAGGAAGUUGUGGGCCAACUUAUUUCUCAAGGUUUUUUAAAGAUAGAUGUCAUGAUGCUUAUAGUUACCCUCAAGAUGACCCAACUAGCACUUUCACUUGUCCAGCUGGCUCUAAUUAUAAGGUUGUUUUCUGUCCUCUUGGUGCUCCUCAUAUAGAGAUGCCUUUAAUUCAAACCAAUGUGUAUUGAUUUGUGUAUGUCAUCACUGGUGGAUCCCUUCAAUAAGAUGAAGUUUUUUUGCUAAAACUUCAUUUGUGAUCAUCAUAACUUAGCUCCCUUGGGUUUCUUAAUAAGUGUGUUUUUGCUGUGUGUAUGUAAUGAAGCUUUUUUAAUUAUGUUUAUGAUUGGUUGUUGAAAAUUAAGAUAGCUUUAAAUA
Cicer arietinum (chickpea) is the source of this 947-nucleotide messenger RNA. Its product is annotated as thaumatin-like protein 1. The record is from RefSeq and is a predicted model, not a curated record. NCBI's taxonomy places the organism in Eukaryota, Viridiplantae, Streptophyta, Magnoliopsida, Fabales, Fabaceae.